UGGAUGUUAUUUAAUGUUCUCAAUGUGGUAGUAACAACGUUUUAUUGGUGGAGAUUGUAAGCAAAUCGUGAAUCAGCCCUGAGAAUAUGGCUUUAAAUGUGUUCGACCAUGAUGAGUACAGGCCGCCUGUCUGGAAGUCCUACCUUUACCAGCUCCAGCAAGAGGCUCCCCACCCUCGUAGAGUCACAUGCACCUGUGAGGUGGACAGCAGACCCAAGCACUAUGGCAGAGAGUACCAUGGUAUGAUUUCCAGAGAGGAGGCAGACCAACUGCUCAGCGUUGCAGAGGGGAGCUACCUCAUCAGAGAGAGCCAACGACAACCUGGAACCUACACACUGGCCCUACGAUUUGGGAACCAGACCAGGAACUUCCGCUUGUACCACGAUGGGAAACACUUUGUGGGGGAGAAGAGGUUUGAGUCCAUCCAUGACCUGGUGACAGAUGGACUCAUAACCCUCUACAUAGAGACCAAGGCUGCAGAGUACAUUGCCAAGAUGACCAUCAACCCCAUCUAUGAACAUGUGGGCUACACAACUCUGAACCAGAGCCUGGAGGGCAGCCUGAGGAGGCCGGACCCCACCCUGCAGCCCCCCGACACACCUGAUUGUCCUGCGGAAGGGGGAGAUGCCACGGAUGAGAGGCUGACGUCGCUGGUGAGACGCGCCACGCUGAGGGAGAGCGAGCUCAUGGCCAAAUAUGAGAAGGUCCACAACUUCAAGGUGCACACCUUCCGAGGGCCCCACUGGUGUGAGUACUGUGCCAACUUCAUGUGGGGGCUGAUCGCUCAGGGAGUCAAAUGUGCAGACUGUGGCUUGAACGUCCACAAGCAGUGUUCCAAGAUGGUCCCCAACGACUGCCAGCCCGACCUGAAGCAUGUGAAGAAGGUGUACAGCUGUGACCUCACCACGCUGGUCAAGGCCCACAACACUAAAAGGCCCAUGGUGGUGGACAUGUGCAUUCAGGAGAUAGAGGCCCGGGGGGUGGAGUCAGAGGGUCUGUACAGGAUAUCAGGGUUCAGUGAGCUGAUAGAAGAUGUGAAGCUGGCUUUUGACCGUGACGGAGAGAAGGCAGACAUCUCAGCCAAUGUGUACGAAGACAUCAACAUCAUCACUGGAGCCCUGAAGCUGUACUUCAGAGACCUGCCCAUCCCUCUUAUAACCUACGACGCCUACCCCCGCUUCAUACAGGUUGCACAGAUCACAGAUGCUGACAAGCGUCUGGAGUCCCUCCAUGAAGCCCUGAAGCUGCUACCUCCUGCCCACUGUGAGACCCUGAGACACCUAAUGGGCCACCUGAAGAGGGUGACCCAGCAGGAGAAGCAGAACCUGAUGAGUGCUGAGAACCUGGGCAUCGUGUUUGGCCCCACCCUCAUGAGGGCACCAGACCUGGAUGCCAUGACGGCACUCAACGACAUCCGCUACCAGAGGCAGGUGGUGGAGUCUCUCAUCAAGAACGAGGACAUCCUUUUCUGAGCCCAGAAACGGAGAGCGACGCCAGCGCCGAAGAAAACAUCACCGCAUCACAUCCUGUCCAGACCUCCCACUCCUCCGGGGAGUCAGAAGGGAUGGCUCUGACGCCUUCUAAUUCCUAUGUUGUUUUGUUCUAAGGAGAAGGUUGGGGGUGGGGGGGGGGGGGGGGGGGGUGGUCAGGCACAAGUAAAUGUUCCCCUUAUGUCUGACCCCUGUCCGGACGGUGAGGAGUAAAUGAUUGGACCUGUAUUCUCUCAUGACCAGAGGACCUGAAGGAGGGUGAUGAUGCUAUGCUAAAGGAGACACGCACAUGCAGUAUUAGAGAAGGGACAUGAAGGAGCACCAUAUGAAGGACUCUCGCUGAUGUUUCUCAUUCACCAUUGACACCACUGAGCCACCUAGGGACCUGCAUCUAAUAUAGAAUAACAUGUUCUUGCUGUAGGUGUUCUUUGUUUUUGUUUUUUUUUACGACCGUUUGUUUUUGUUGAACUUGAUUUUUUUCAGUUUUAGUCCAUUUUUCUACGUGCUAACUUUUUUGCAGGGAGGGUUGAGAGGUAAGACCUCAGACUGAAGCUAUUCGAGGACUUUAAGGCCACACUCCAACCCCUCUUGCACACUACAAGACCUGGCUGUUGAUGUAAUCAUGGUUGUAAAGUAUUUUCUGAUUUCUGCAUGUUAAGAUUAAAUUAUUAAACAUGGCUUUUGACUAG
Osmerus eperlanus (European smelt) is the source of this 2179-nucleotide messenger RNA. RefSeq names its product N-chimaerin-like. NCBI's taxonomy places the organism in Eukaryota, Metazoa, Chordata, Actinopteri, Osmeriformes, Osmeridae. The record is from RefSeq and is a predicted model, not a curated record. Gene Ontology annotation, molecular function: GTPase activator activity. Gene Ontology annotation, biological process: regulation of small GTPase mediated signal transduction; positive regulation of GTPase activity; signal transduction. The transcript has 15 exons. Bases 87 to 1472 code for a protein of 461 amino acids.